Messenger RNA from Benincasa hispida (wax gourd), 929 nucleotides. RefSeq lists its product as uncharacterized. The record is from RefSeq and is a predicted model, not a curated record. NCBI's taxonomy places the organism in Eukaryota, Viridiplantae, Streptophyta, Magnoliopsida, Cucurbitales, Cucurbitaceae.
AAGUAAAAGGGUUAAAAAAGCGAACUAUUACUUGACAUGUUUUUCAUGUCAAGUAAUAUAAGGUCUUACUUGACACGUUUUUCAUAUCAAGUAAAAUAUAACAAAUAAUUGACUUGUUAUUUUAAAGAAGUAAAAUGUUAAAUGUCCUAGAUUUAGUCGAUCGACCUUCAACCUCUUGCACGCAACCAUGGCGUCCGUUCGACCUUCAAUCAUUUUCUAUCUGUUCGACCUUCAAGUAGUAUUCCAUCAGCCACCUCUUGCCGGCAUGGAAUUCCCGUCUUUAGCCAGCCCUCUGGUCCCUCCUUGCCCUUUCCGCCGUUGUUUGUGUACCUUUCUACAAACACUGGUCCUCCGAGUUUCGUUUCACUAUUCCAUUUCUCUCCUCCAUGCUCUUUGUGCUCGCGGCUCUGCUCUUCGAAGCCCUCUCCAUUCGAUUCGUCACUGCCGUCCUCGGUCUGGACUGACACAGGAGAAGAAAGUUGUUAGUGCAUCAACCACAGAUGGGGAAGAGAAGAAGAGAGUUUCAAUGAAGAUGGUAAAGGAGAAGGAAGCUAUUAGUGCACAACCACUAUCGCAUAAGGGGAAACUUUCAGAGAAUGCCGGAAAGGAGAAGGAAGUGAUCGCUAUUAGUGUACCACCGAUCUUAGAAUGAAAUGAUUGUUAUGUGCUGUGAGAAGUUGUGAUCGAAUUUUGUAGCACGCAAAAAGUGAAGACUUCAUCAAUGGUGGCUUUGUAUAAGUAAAUGUUAUUUAUUUAUGAUAUAUUAUAAGUUUAUUUCAUUUUGGCCGAAAGAGUUAAGUUUGCAGGAAGAUAUCAAAUACAUAACAAAUAUGUGGAUAUUAUGUCAUGAGAUAUAUGCAAGAAAUCUUGACUAAAGAGAAAAUAUUAUCACAGAUGCAGUAUAUCUUUAAACUACUUAUAUAUAUUGU